GUGUUGUACUUCACAAAUUUUAUUCUACUAUUUUUAUUAAUAUUAACAUUUAGAAACUUCGUUUUCGAUAUCUUUGUUCAGUUAUGUGAUAUUUGUAAUAUAUUAAAAUAAAAAUUAUAUUUUUUUAUAAUAUUUAAAUGCCCACCACUAUACCAAUUAAAAAAUACAUUUCCAUAUUGGAACUAAAUUAAUACAUAAUGAACCCUAUUCAAAACUUAUAUUUUUAUUUUCUUCUUGCUUGUCUUUUACUUGAAGGAUUGCACAGUAGUAUACGUAGUCGUAAAGAUUUAUGUCCCAAAAUAUAUCCAUGGAUAUUUGUUGGUUAUAGGCCACUGAGUAAAGAAUCAGCAGGAAUAUAUGAAAAAAUUCCAAAUGUUACAUUUGAUGGUUGUAUAGCAAAAUGUUGUGAAACUUAUGGAUGCAAUAUUUUAUUUAUGCACAAAAAAGAUUGUUAUACACUUUCUUGUAAAACAAAUGAGGAUUGUACCCCAGUUUUUGCUAAAGAUCAUUCUAGUUUUUUAGAUUUCAAAAUGGUAUUGGUUUCUCCUGUUUUACCAGCUAAAUUUUGGAAUGAAGUUUUGUUAAAUGACUUAGAUAAUUCACUUUAUCAAGAUGGUGAUAAAGAAGAAAAAAUUUUUUCUUUGGAUAAAUUAUGUGAUAAAAGUACAGAUUGUUCUGAAAAUGAGUCAUGUGACCCACAAAUUGAUAUAUGUAUUUGCUCUAUUGGUUAUCAACUUGAUGAAUCUAAAAAAUUCUGCAUUCCUAUGAAUUCAAAUAUAGGCCUUAACAAUACAGGUUUUAUCAUUGACGGAGUUAAUGAUAUUAUUGAUCAACCUUUAAAUUCAUUUAAAAAAGAAUCAGUUGAAGAAGAAUCUCAAAAACCUCCAGAAGUUAAACGAUUAGUUGUGUCAGUUUUAUCAAAAACUGUUAGAUUACCUGAAAAUGAAGUAACUUUAUCUGCUUAUACAGUUCCUGCCGAUGAAACAGGCCAUAGUUAUCAAUAUGAAUGGUCAUUAAUUUCAAAAACUCAAGGGUCUGGUCAAACAGUAUCUAUGAAUGAUCAAAAUGGAAGUACUUUAAAAUUAUCUCAUUUAGUUGAAGGUCUUUAUACAUUCAAAGUCACUGUAACUAGUACUAGUACUUCUGGUGAAGCACAAACCAAUGUUACAGUUUUACCACCUCAACGAAUUAAUACUCCACCAAAGGCUAUUAUUCAACCAUCAUCAUUAGUGGUUAAACUGCCUAAUACUGUUGCUGUACUUGAUGGUUCAAUGAGUUAUGAUGAUGCUGGUAUUACUCACUGGCGUUGGGAAUUGCAAAAAGGGCAAUUAGGUUACCGGCCUCAUUUACCACCUGAUACACCAACUUUGCAAUUAAAUGAUUUACAAAUUCCAGGAAAUUACACUUUUAAAUUAACAGUUAUGGAUGCAUGGAAUGCAACUGAUUCAACUACUGCUAAUAUUACAGUGACUCGUGUACCAGAUUAUCCUCCUGAGGCUAAUGCUGGUCAAGAUAUGGUUGUAUAUUUACCUGUGAAAAACGUUACAUUAAAUGGAAGUUUAAGUACUGAUGAUCAUGGUAUAGUUGCAUGGGAAUGGACAAAAAGCUCAUCUGAUCAAAAUAAAGCUGUUGAUAUACAAGAUACACGAACUCCAUUUCCUAGAUUAUCCAAUUUAGAGGAAGGUCUUUACACAUUUGUAUUACGUGUGACAGACAAUGCAAAUCAAACCUCAAGUCCUUCUGAGGUACAUGUUUUUGUUAAACCACCAACAAAUAAACCUCCAAAUGCUGUUGCUGGAAAAAAUGAUACGAUAUCUUUGCCUCAAACAUGGACUUUAUUGGAUGGAUCCAAAAGCAGUGAUGAUAUUGGAAUUCAAAAAUGGAAAUGGCAUCAAAUUAGUGGUCCAUCAAUAGUACAUUUUAGUAAAGCAAAUGAAUCAAAAACUAAUGUGACAGAACUAACUAAAGGCUCAUAUUUAAUUCAACUUACAGUUACUGAUGGUAACGGUAACAAUGCAUCUGAUAUUAUAGGAAUAACAGUAAAUCAAAAUAAAAAUACACCACCUAAAGCUAAUGCUGGUGGAGACAAAACAGUCAUUUUGCCAGUGAAUGCAAUUGUUCUUAAUGGAUCAUUAUCUUGGGAUGAUUUGGCUAUUGUUAAAUGGAAUUGGAUCCGAGAACAAAACUCUUUAGCUGCUGGAAAUAUUAUCUUAGGUUCAGAAUAUUCUCCUAUAUUAGUGGUAACCAAUGUUGUAGAAGGAAGAUAUGUGUUUCGUUUAAAAGUUACUGAUGAUCAAGGAGCAACCAGUGAAGAUACAGUUUCAGUCAAUGUUAAAUCUGAUCUAAUAGCAAAGUCAAUUAUAAGUUUAACACUUUAUAUUGAAGCUAGUAGACUUACUCAAAGACAAGCAGAUGAAGUAAUAUUAAAAUUAGGUAUGUUACUACCGACUGGAAGUCAACUUAAAGUGAGAAAAUGGUCUGAAGAACAAAAUUCCAAAAGAGCACAAUUAUAUUUUUUUGUCAAUGAUAGUAAAAACAAUACUCUACCUGGCCCUGAUGUGGUAUCAAUGUUAAAAGCUAAACUGAAACAAGAUUCAUCUUUAUUGCAAUUAUCUGUUGAUAAUAUUCAAACUACAAUUUGUCAGAAUAAUUGUUCAGGUCAUGGAAUUUGUGAAGAAGAAACACGUAUUUGUGUUUGUGAAGCAUUUUGGAUGCAUAAUCUUUACAGAACCCUAUUUAGUGAUGGUGAAUCUAAUUGUGAUUGGAGUAUUUUGUAUGUAGUUAUUAUAUUAAUUGCAAUGUUUGUGACUACUGUAUUUUGUUUCUGGAGUAUCGCAUGUUUUUGUAAUCGUUUAUGCUCUACAAAGAGAAAAAUAAAAAAAUAUAAACUAGUUGGAGAUGGUGAAAGUCGUUCAAUGAAGACAACGUUGACACACUUGGGAUUAUCAGACACAGAUUCAGAUUCAGACAUCUUAUUAGAUGUAAGAAAGGCAAAAUUAAAUCAGAAUAGUUUAUCAGAUCGUUUAUUAAAUGGAUCUAGGUAUAAAAAAAACAAAAGAGUAAAUGCUUAAAUUAGGAUGAACAAGCAAAUAAAUAAAUUGUAAAAAUUAUAAGUAGCUACUUAAAUAAAUGCUUAUUCUUGGAAAAAAGAAGAAAUUAUUGUUACCCCUCAUAUUUUUAAUAAUUAAAUCAUUGAUGAUUCUAUUUUAUUUUACCUAUUAUAUCCUACAUUUUUUAAGUAUAUUUUACUAAAGCUUUAUAGAAUGUACUUUAAUGUUUACCAAUAAAUAUCUAGUCAAGCUUAAGUUGUUUAA
Messenger RNA from Daktulosphaira vitifoliae (grape phylloxera), 3314 nucleotides. RefSeq names its product dyslexia-associated protein KIAA0319-like protein. Lineage: Eukaryota; Metazoa; Arthropoda; Insecta; Hemiptera; Phylloxeridae. Gene Ontology annotation, cellular component: plasma membrane; cytoplasmic vesicle. The transcript is spliced from 17 exons. The coding region runs from base 198 to 3071 and encodes 957 amino acids. The record is from RefSeq and is a predicted model, not a curated record.